Molecule: messenger RNA, 1437 nt
Organism: Corythoichthys intestinalis (scribbled pipefish)
Lineage: Eukaryota; Metazoa; Chordata; Actinopteri; Syngnathiformes; Syngnathidae
Gene: soul4
Product: heme-binding protein soul4
Exons: 6
Coding region: 147-893 (248 amino acids)
Molecular function (GO): heme binding
Source: RefSeq, a predicted model, not a curated record
GAAGCGCGCCCGGUAACGGAAGUGCGGUAGUUCCCGUUUCCGGCAGACGGACGGACGACUUCGACGGAAUCGACGCUUGCUUGUGUGUACUCGCUUGACAAGCGCGCGCCCGGGUCAGCAGCUCAGGUAGCUAGCGAGCUAGCAGCAUGGCUUUGAUCUCCUUGGAAGACCUGGAGGGAUUGGACGAAGACGAGGACAUCGCCGACGUCGACGCCGAGGCCCAGCCAAUGGGGGAGGAGCAGUCGGACAACCUGCUCGCUCAUUGGCGGGCCGUGGGCCGCACGCAUCAUGUCUCCGUGCCUGCGGAAAUGAGGGGGCCCAUCCACGAGAUGACGCGGAACAACCAGCAGAGGGAGCCUGUCCCCUUUGCGCCGCUCUCCCGCCAGGAGAAGAUGGGCGAGCUGAUGUGGGAGGAGCGCGCCUACCCGGCGGGGAAGUGGGCAUGCGUGCGCCACGCCGAGGAAUUUUACGAGCAGAGCAUCUCCCAGAGCUUCAUGAAGUUGAUGAGAUUCAUCUGCAAGGAGAACUCGGAAGGUCACCACUUAGGCAUGACGGUUCCGGUGGUGAGCACUGUGGCGCUGUCGUCAGACGGCAAGACAAUGGACAAGAGCGUGCUGACCGCCUUCUACUUGCCCGCCGCCUAUCAGGCGUCGCCGCCGCAGCCGAGCGACCCCGAUGUGAUCGUGGCACAUCGAGAUGCCUUCACCGUGGUGGCCGGGCCCUUCUUCGGAACCACCACGGAGGAGACGGUGACGCGCCACGCGGGCCUCCUGCGGGAGCUCCUGGGCCCGGCGGCGGCCCAGAGCCUGCGCUCCGACAUCUACAUGGUGGCAGUCUACGAGAACCCGGGCGUCCCGCGCCGACGCAACGAGAUCUGGUUCCUGCGCCGCUAAGACCCGUCCUCUUACCUCGGAGAAAACCCCCUCUGUUAUAGCAUGCUAGCAAAUAUUUUUGUAUCUUUUGAAACAAAGUCACAAAUAACCCUGAUGGUUUUCCACCAAAAUCUUGUUUGAUGAACUUUUAUUGUGAAAUAAACGCGUGGUCAAACGGACAACGUGGCCGCAGUCUUGUCGGGUGUCGCCACGGUAACGAAAAGGCUUCCAAUAAAAAACAACGAGGGGCUAUAUUUACACAAAGAAACACUGGAGAGCGGCCUCAGAUUAAAUCGGCAACUGCGGAAGAGAAAGAGCAGACGUCACCGACCGGCGGUUUUGAAAACCGUCAAAACCGCCGGCCGGCGUUUACCGUUCAUGGGCAUCUCGUCGAUCUGCGUGGAGUAGUACUGCUCGAUAUCCCGCAGGAUCCUGAUGUCGUCGUUCUUGACGAAGUUGAUGGCCACGCCUUUGCGGCCGUAGCGACCCGAGCGGCCGAUCCUGUCGGGGGAAGAACGGUCAGCGGUAGGCGAGGCGCGGAUGACAAAGGGCGGGCCUACCUGUG